AUGGCAGCUAUUUAUAAAUCAAUUGGAUAUAUUCUGAUAUUUAUUGGUAUUGUGGGAGCCAACGAGAGUCAUGACCGCUUAUCACCACGAGCUAAAGAUUCUAGACUAUAUCCAUAUGUCCAACAAAUGAUUGCAAUAUCCCGAAUUACAAAUGGAAUUUAUCUUCAAAACGGUCUGCAUUCCGGAACUAUUCCAUCUGAUCAACUUAUAUCGGAGCUUGUUAACUUUGGAGAUAUUGCGCCUUCUCAAAUCUUGGAUAUCAAAAUGGACUCGCUGACUAAUGUCAUUGAAAAAAUCAAUAAAAUACAAAAGGCAAGUGAUUUUACUAUGGCGGAUCGGUUGUUGAAGCUGGUAUCUGUUGCGGAGAAAGCAGAGUGGUUGAAUGCUACAUUACACAGCUUGGAAGGAUAUCGUAAAGAAUUGAAAGAUUUAGAAAGCUCUGGUGUUGACUGGACCCAACUGGGCAUGUUUAUUCGGACUCUGUUCGGAUUCGCAGACUUUGUGGAACUUCUUCAUGCAGGGCAUGAUAACUGGAUAAAUGUAAAUGAAACUGCUUUGGAUAUCGAAAAAUUGUCAACCUUCAAUUUGUCUAUGUAUGAAGGUCUUCCAAAAAGACCUGAAAUUGAAAACGGUUUGAAAUUUUUCCCAAUUCUAAAAAAAUCAGUUGAAGUAACUGAAGAGUAUGCCUCAAUACCUUUCUAUAAUGCGUCUAAAAAUGAGCCGGCAAUUGUAGAACUUAUUGCAAACUUGAAGCUUUUCAAGGAGGUUGCGGAAAAUUUGAAUAAUAUUUUUGGGCAGACACAUGAUAAUUUCAAAUAUUCAACCCAUAUUGUCGGAUUAAUCAAUGGAUAUAUUGAUUUAAUAAAAAUUCAUGAUGAUUUGACGGAAGAAUCUAUUCAUCCUGUAGUCAAAGAUGAGGGCUUGAAUUUUAUAAAAGGUUUAAAUAAGUUUUACAUUGGAGAACUCAAUUAUUAA
Caenorhabditis elegans is the source of this 975-nucleotide messenger RNA. RefSeq lists its product as uncharacterized. NCBI's taxonomy places the organism in Eukaryota, Metazoa, Nematoda, Chromadorea, Rhabditida, Rhabditidae. Bases 1 to 975 code for a protein of 324 amino acids. The record is from RefSeq and is marked reviewed. The transcript has 3 exons.